AGCAGGAACUACCGCACUGACCAAAAUUAUGGAGGUGCUGGGAGGAGAUUUUAACUUUGUGACAUUCAUUUAUAAACAUUACGCUCCGUGUUAUUUUGUAACGUGUGUAUGAUUCGUUGUUGUGCUUCAUUAACACUUUGUUUUAGCUUAAAAUGCGGAAUGCGCGGAGUUUCCGGUUCGCGUCGUUCGCCGUGUGUUGUUGCUCAGUUUAUUUAGUUUACGUUCACAUUUACCGCUCCCGUAAGUUGUUGAAAACAAACGUCCUGACCUGUGACAGACUCCCCAGUCUCUUAUAUCUCUACCUUAAGUACUUGGGCAGAGCUCUGACGCGGAGAACAGGAUAUCUGCACAAAACACCACAGCAGAAGAAGAGUGAAGCUGUGUGCACGGUCCUCAGGUGCAGGCUGGAGACUGCCACACUGAGGAGGUUUUGCACUGCAGCAGGUUAUGGUUGGGAUUAUCCAGACUCUGAAUUCAGAGACAUCCCACUGUGUUUCCCUGAGUUUCUGUGUGGCAGACUGAUGCUGAUGCUGCUCACUGAUGACAACUUCAGACUGAACCCUGCAGGUCUGGUUCGCGUGUGUCAGAUUCUUAAAAGCCUUCAGCCAAUCGACGAGCUGAAGAAGGGUCCGUUCACGCUGCAGGUGCGAGUCCUGGUCUACCGGCAGACUGACGCAGGCGUGGAGGUGGACGUCUGUCUGUCCGCCACCUCACGUUCAGGCAGCCUGGUGUGGGAGAGUGUCGUGACGCUGCUGUCCAAAAAAAGGCUCCACAGAGAUGACAGAGGCUUAACACACACUGGACAUGAGAGUCGACCGUCAGACGACAUGAAGCAGGUCGAGCUGAGCGUUCUCUGGAGGACCAACCCUUUGUCUUCAUGGUCGUUCUCUGACUCCUCCCUCCAUCGGCUCCUCUCUCUCUCGCCGGUCGGGCUCUUGGGCUGCGGAUCACAGACUGCACCGAGUCUCUGGAUGCUGUCGGCCUGCUUGGCUGAAAUAGAAAAACACAGAGGGGUUGACGUGGUCACAGCUCCCGUCGAGGUCAUGGUCCAGUUUCAGGAGCCUGUGCCGGUACCAGGCGGAGUCACAAUCAGGUUUUGGGAGAUGCUGAGAGACGCAGGUCAGUCCUCUGCCCUCAGCUUCCAUAUGCAGCAGCCAGGAGGUAACACGACUCAUAUGACGGGAAUGAUUUGUCGCUCAUGAACAACAUGAAGUUGUGUAAUGUUAAUAUUUUUACUUUUACCAUUUACAUCAAGCAUGAUGCCUUUCAUUAAUCAUCUUCAUUCAUAUUAAUAUUGGCACGAGUUGAUUUUUCUGUUAUUGUGAACAUGUGCGUCUCUUCUAUUACAAGUUUUGCUG
Molecule: messenger RNA, 1358 nt
Organism: Solea solea (common sole)
Lineage: Eukaryota; Metazoa; Chordata; Actinopteri; Pleuronectiformes; Soleidae
Exons: 5
Coding region: 153-1202 (349 amino acids)
Source: RefSeq, a predicted model, not a curated record